This is a messenger RNA of Paramecium pentaurelia, 360 nucleotides long. Lineage: Eukaryota; Ciliophora; Oligohymenophorea; Peniculida; Parameciidae. The record is from the annotation of a GenBank genome assembly.
UAUGUUAUUCAUAAGAAAAUUAUACCAUUUGCCAUUACUGUAAGCAUAUAUUUUUUAUUUAUAGCUAUAAUUUUUGGUAAUAUAAUCCAUCAUCUCUAAAUGAAAGUCGCUCCUAUUAAUUUUUCUUUACAGAACCUAAUACUGAAGCAUAGUAAAUAAUAUUUAUUAUGUUUUUAUAGAAUACAAUAACCACAAUUUUUAGGUUGCGAAUUCACCUAAUCUAAGUUCAUCUCCAUAAUUCUUAAAGAUUGUGAGUCUAAGUAUCAAAUAAGUUGUAGCGAAACUAGCCUCUGUAAAAUCAUAUCUAACCAAACCAGAAAAAUAAAUUUUUUUUACCUGCCUAAUCUAUUCCCUUUAUGA